AUGGGCAUCCUCGAGUUCCUCUCGACCCUGUUUGGCCUCGCGUAUUUUGCCGCGUGGUCGGUGAGCUUUUAUCCGCAGUCGAUGCUCAACUUUAGACGGCGAUCUACGUCAGGGACCACGGUCGAUUUUCCCCUGAUCAAUUGCCUUGGUUUCUCCGCAUACCUCGUGUCCAACGCCGCCUUUUACUACUCACCCCUGGUCCGUGCCCAGUAUGCCGCUCGCUACAAGGGCUUGACGCCAACCGUGCAACUCAACGACAUCACGUUCGCUGCUCACGGCCUGGUGCUCUCCAUCGUUACCACCAGCCAGUACUUCUUGCCCCGUGCCUGGGGUUUUAACCCGGCCGCGGGUACCCGGCCUAGCCGCUUCAUCCUGGGCAUCUUCUUUGGAUCCAUGGUCGGCGUGGCCACCGUCAUCUUCAUAGUUCUCGGCUCGCCGAACCGCAACAGCACCCGCGCGCCCGCGGGCUCGUGGGUCUGGCUGGAUGCCAUCUACGCCGUCUCGUACGUCAAGCUAAUCGUGACGCUCAUCAAGUACACGCCCCAAGUCAUCUUCAACUAUCGCAACCGGUCAACCAAAGGCUGGAGCAUCCUUCAGAUCCUACUCGACUUCUCGGGCGGCAUCUUGAGCAUCGCGCAGCAGUCGGUCGACAGCUACCUCCAGGGCGACUGGUCCGGUAUUACGGGCAACCCCGUCAAGUUUGCGCUAGGCAACGUGUCCAUGAUCUACGACCUGAUCUUCAUGACGCAGCACUAUGUGCUCUACCGGGGUGCCGACGGCAAGGCCGAUGAGGCCGAUUCACUGCUUGGGCGCGGUGACGAGGAGCGGCGCAUAGAUUGA
This is a messenger RNA of Canariomyces notabilis, 840 nucleotides long. RefSeq names its product PQ-loop-domain-containing protein. The coding region runs from base 1 to 840 and encodes 279 amino acids. The transcript is spliced from 2 exons. NCBI's taxonomy places the organism in Eukaryota, Fungi, Ascomycota, Sordariomycetes, Sordariales, Chaetomiaceae. Gene Ontology annotation, biological process: L-cystine transport. The record is from RefSeq and is a predicted model, not a curated record. Gene Ontology annotation, molecular function: L-cystine transmembrane transporter activity. Gene Ontology annotation, cellular component: vacuolar membrane; fungal-type vacuole.